AUGGAGCAUCCCCCAAGCUCUUCCCUCUGGACCGGCCAGGCGCCGGCUGCCGAGAGAUCCAGUCAGCUGCUGAUUCGCGACUAUCCUCAUCGAGCCAUUGCGAUAGCAUCUCACUCUCACGCCCUCAUCCUCCGCCAUAGCUCCACGACAACCGAAGCCAUCGCCAGUGGCUCCCUCGCCUCGAUCCCUUCUGCCCGGACUCGCGGAGGCGACGGCGGCGCUUCGAAAUGUAUCGUCGAGUUCACGCCAACCUCUAGCUCUCUCCUCAGCGAUUACCGGCCCCUUACUCCUCGGCCAAUAUACGGUACUCUAGGUCUGAUAUCGAUCGACCGGGAUGUCUUUUUGUGCGUUAUUACGCAGGCGUCGAGGGUGGCCACCUUGCGGCCAGGGGAGACGGUGGAACGGAUCUUGACGGUCGAGUUCUUCUGUCUCAAUACCAACGCGUACGACGACGUACUGUCCGUGGAUCCUUGGGAUGUCAACGCGGACGCCUCCUCGGCUUACAGCCAGGGACUGAGUCGACGGGACGUCGGAAUUGAGCAUCCCUGCCAAGAGCUCCAGAAACUUCUCAGCAAUGGCACGUUCUACUACAGUACGGACUUUGAUCUCACCAACAGGAUGCAGGACCGGCCUGUGGACUCGGCCGCUUUUGACAUCGACAACUUUGACGAGUCCUUCCUCUGGAACUCGUACAUGAUCCAACCCCUCGUUCAGUUCCGGUCACGUCUUCAGCCUCCUGAGCGAGAAGUGCUGGAUGCGUCGCGAAUUCUCACCUCUGCUAUCCGAGGGUUUUGUCUCACGAUGGCUAUCCCUCAGAGCUCGGCUCCCUUGAGGUCAACCAGAUCGGGGAUGCCUUCUUAUCUCACCGUCAUAUCACGACUAUCAUGUCGAAGAGCCGGUACGAGAUUCAACUCUCGAGGUAUUGACGAUGAUGGGAACGUUGCCAACUUUGUUGAGACUGAGACGGUGUACUGGAGUCCUUCAGGGGUUGUAUUUUCGUACGCCCAGGUUCGUGGAUCGGUCCCUGUCUUUUGGGAGCAGACUGCCGGCCUCAUACCUGGCCAACAGAAGAUCACGGUCACUAGAUCUGCGGACGGCACACAGCCGGCGUUUGAUAAGCACUUUGAAGACCUGGAACACGCCUAUGGUGCAGUGCACGUUGUGAACCUGCUCAGCGAGACGAAGCCGGGAGAGGCUGAGCUGAGCCAGUGCUACCGCCUCGGUAUUCAGAGGUGUCCGCUCAGUCAGCGAGGUGAUAAGUUGUCUCGUGAUCAUGCACUUCUUCAGGCCACGGAAUAUGACUUCCAUGCUGAGACCAAAGGUCCACAAGGCUAUGAAGCUGCGAGGCAGAUCCGUCAUUACAUCGAGCACUCCGCAGAUGGAUUCGCGUACUAUCUGGCACAGGAGGCUGACGACGCUGAUGAGAAGCAUGGCGCUCAGAACGGCCAUCGCCGCUCUCUGGUGGUGUUACAGCAAGAAGGUGUCUUUCGGACCAACUGUCUCGAUUGCCUUGACAGGACCAAUCUCAUUCAAACACUUAUAUCGCAGAUGGCUGUGGAGGCUUUCUUGGGCCACAGAGGGGAGUUUGCCCCGUCCGAUUUCUGGAUGAGGCAUUCGAGCCUCUGGGCAGACAAUGGCGACGCGUUGUCAAGAACCUAUGCGGGCACGGGAGCCCUGAAGUCUUCCUUUACUAGGCACGGGAAGAUGUCUCUCGCCGGCGCGAUAGCAGAUGCUCGCAAAUCUGCCACGAGACUGUAUAUCAACAACUUUGCCGACAAAGGACGCCAGAACACGAUUGACAUUCUCCUUGGAAGGAUAUAUGGCCAAGCUCCAGUCGUGCUAUUCGACCCUAUCAACGACUAUGUGACCUCGGAGCUCAACAAGCGUAGUGGCGAGUUCUCGUCAUCAGAGGUCAUCAAUAUGUGGGUUGGAACCUUUAAUUUGAACGGUCGUACAGAUGGCAUCAAUGAAGAUUUGUCGCCAUGGCUCUGUCCACCCAUAUUGGAGGACACACAGCCCGAGAUCUUCGCCGUUGGGUUCCAAGAGAUCGUGGAGCUGAGCCCACAACAGAUCAUGAAUAGCGACCCCCGUAGGAAACAACUGUGGGAGGAGUCCGUGAAACGGACACUGAACAAGCGUGCUCAGGCUAUGGGCGGAGAAAGCUAUGUCCUCCUACGGAGCGGGCAGCUUGUCGGCGCAGCGCUAUGCAUCUUCGUCAAAUCAUCGAUACUGCGAGAAAUCAAAAACGUGGAAGGAAAUGUGAAGAAGACGGGCAUGUCGGGGAUGGCCGGCAACAAAGGCGCCGUGGCGAUCCGGUUCGACUAUGCCAAUACCCAUAUCUGCUUUGUGACGGCGCAUCUCGCAGCAGGUUUUGCGAAUUAUGAUGAGAGGAAUCGCGAUUAUGCCACCAUUCAUCAUGGGUUGCGGUUUGCGAGGAACCGGGGCAUCGACGACCACGACACGGUCAUAUGGAUGGGAGACUUCAAUUACCGGAUUGGGCUGAGCCGCGAGAAGGUGGACAACCUCAUUGCGCAACGAGACCUCGAACGCCUUUAUGAGAAUGAUCAACUCAAUCUGCAGAUGGUGGCGGGACUGUCAUUCCCCUUCUACUCCGAAGCCAGGAUCACUUUCCUCCCCACAUACAGGUUCGACAUUGGCAAGGACUCGUAUGACUCUUCAGAGAAGCAGCGUAUUCCCGCUUGGACGGACCGGAUCUUGCGGAAAGGCACCAAUCUUCGACAGCUAUCAUACAACUCGGCGCCACUUAAGUUCUCUGAUCACCGGCCUGUAUAUGCGACCUUUGACUGUACGGUUAGCAUAGUUGACGAGGAGCUCAGGGACAGAAUUCGGCGGCAACUCUACGACCGACGCAAGCUCGAGGUCGGUGAUGCCACGGCCAACCUCAAUACAGCCGAGGACACGGACGAUGAGGAUCUCAUAGGCUACGACGCGAUCGAGCCUGGACUCCCACCGGCCAGCUCUGACAGACAGAAAUGGUGGUUAGAGAACGGCAAAUUGGCUCGCUCGACGGUGACGCCGCCCAAACCUCCGUCGUCGGCGUACUCGACAGUGUUGAACCCCAACCGUCCGUCGAACCCUUGGGCUGCCACGGAUGAGCCUGACUGGGUAGCAGUCCCCAGAUCAGAGUCUCGGCUAUCAUCAUUCUCCAGUAUCUCGACGUCGCCUUACGAGCACAUCAACCAUUCCGCCAUCCUUUCCUCUUCCGCCAGCAGCCAGCCGCCGCGCAAGCUCCCGCCGCCCUACGACCCUUCGGGACUGCCCGCCAAGGUCGGAAGGCCGAAUGGGUUGGAAGGGCAAAAUCAGAUGCAGGUCCAGCAGAAGCAGGAGGUGCCACCACCUCCACCCCCUCGUCGCCAGACGGGGACUCCGUCCAACAAGACGCCGACCUCAAGUCAGGCGUUGCCAACCCUACCAUCGAGGACUCCCACCAUGCCGAUUAUGCGAGAUGCGCCUAGGUCGACACCCCAAGCACAGUCUAACGAUCUGGCUCCCCUGCCUCCGCGGCCUCGGUCCGCCACAUCGUCUGUGUCGCAACAGUCCACCACAAAGGCCAAGUCGCCGCCGCCCGUGGCUAAGAAGCCCGCGCAUCUCACAUCCCUCUCCCCCGUCAGCACGCCCACCCUUCAGCAGGGCGCCGACCUGGGCUCAUCAGCACUGCCCAUACGUGCGCACUCGCCUAGCGCAUCGUCGGUCGCUUCUUCUCGUGGGGGCCUGGGCAACUAUGUGACGCGUGACGAGGAAGUCAAGCCGCCGCGCAUGCCGCCGCGUAGAGUAGGUACGGCAGAGAUGCCGGCUCGCAAAGCGACACCGGGUGCGGGGGCUGUCGGCUUACCAGGCAUGAUACGGAAAGAGGAGGAGGCAAGGUCAUCAGCAGCAGCAGCGGCACCGCCGAAGCUGCCGGCUAGGAAGCCCAGCGUUCCGGUGCAUAAGAAGCAUGUGCUGGUUCCGGAAAAGCAGCAGCAAAACGGUCAGAGUAUGGAUUUACUAGGUGACGAUACAGGGGCUGGCAACGUGGGAGGCUGGGAGGCGCUGAAGCCGACUUGA
Messenger RNA from Thyridium curvatum, 4065 nucleotides. RefSeq lists its product as uncharacterized. Gene Ontology annotation, cellular component: cytoplasm; membrane. The record is from RefSeq and is a predicted model, not a curated record. Gene Ontology annotation, molecular function: phosphatidylinositol-3,5-bisphosphate 5-phosphatase activity; phosphatidylinositol-4,5-bisphosphate 5-phosphatase activity. Gene Ontology annotation, biological process: phosphatidylinositol dephosphorylation. The transcript is spliced from 2 exons. Bases 1 to 4065 code for a protein of 1354 amino acids. Lineage: Eukaryota; Fungi; Ascomycota; Sordariomycetes; Thyridiales; Thyridiaceae.